Zingiber officinale is the source of this 984-nucleotide messenger RNA. RefSeq lists its product as uncharacterized. NCBI's taxonomy places the organism in Eukaryota, Viridiplantae, Streptophyta, Magnoliopsida, Zingiberales, Zingiberaceae. Bases 255 to 602 code for a protein of 115 amino acids. The record is from RefSeq and is a predicted model, not a curated record. The transcript is spliced from 5 exons.
UGGCAACAACCUGAUCACUGUGCGCGUUUCUUCCUCACGACAGAGCUAGGGCACCGACGGUCGGCGGUCACUUCUCCUGAUUCACUGCUGCUGGCCGGAGCUUGUCCCUCACCUUCCGCGGUCAUCUCCUAUCCAAAGCCACACUUCCUCUUCGGGAUUUCCAUAGGCGUGCGGGCUAGGGCAGCAACGACGGCAAGCCAUUCCAAGCGGCAAGCUUCGGCUCCGAUCAUCCACCUCACCGGAGGGGUUCUCCGAUGAGAUUCUUCACCUUCCGGCCAUCCCUGCCCUUUUCCCAGCAGCAGCUCUUCUCCAACAGACCUGGACAGAACCUCACAGCUCCGCCUUCAUCAGAUCCCAAACAGCAGCCUCUUCGAUCCACCAAGUCCGAACAGCAAGUUUAUUCUCCUAUUGUUGAUACUGUGGUUUGCAUGGUUGAAGAUUCGAUUAUGCUGAUGAGGCUUAGAAGGCUAUCGAUAGACUUGAUGGGAGGAAUGUGGAUGGUCGGAAUAUUAUGGUUCAGUUUGCAAAAUAUGGACCAAAUGCUGAGCGUAUGCAUAAAGGAAAAAUUAUGGAAGCAGUUCCAAAGACAAGAGAAAGGUUAAGAAGUUGUAGCCCUCGACCUAGCGCUACCACAUAUCCAAGCUAUGAGCAAACGAAAGGUCCUUUAUGAUGAAAAAUAUAUAAGAUUUUGGGGCUUAAAAAUGGUGAAAAGAUGAACAGAGCUUGCACAUGGCUUAAUGACCUAAGGAUAUCUUUUAUGAAAUUGCAGCAAAUGCAUGACGGAUGUAAUUCUGCGGUGAGACCAACAAGUAAGAGCAACAGGAUUUUAAUUUUCUCUAUGGUCAACCUUGCAUAACGGAACUUGUAGAUUCUUACUCUAUGUUGUUUGCUAUGAAGAAGAGUGUACUGUAAUCAUGUGUGAACUGUGGAUAUUGUAGAUUUCAGAGUCAAAGUCAUCAGCCUGCAUUAACUUUAGCAUCCAAA